Polyodon spathula (Mississippi paddlefish) is the source of this 1245-nucleotide messenger RNA. Its product is annotated as ribonuclease H2 subunit B-like. Gene Ontology annotation, cellular component: nucleoplasm; ribonuclease H2 complex. The coding region runs from base 104 to 1039 and encodes 311 amino acids. NCBI's taxonomy places the organism in Eukaryota, Metazoa, Chordata, Actinopteri, Acipenseriformes, Polyodontidae. Gene Ontology annotation, biological process: ribonucleotide metabolic process; RNA catabolic process. The transcript is spliced from 11 exons. The record is from RefSeq and is a predicted model, not a curated record.
UUUUGCUUGCAAUCUGUAUUGUAAACAAAAAUAGUCCUCGCGAGCUAUUAAGUUGUAAAACAUUACUUUGUAGUUUUGUAUUUUAAUUGGAGUUUGGAAAAAUAUGACUUCUAGGAAGAAGCGUCUGCCAGACGCACAGGCAGAGCAGUGGGUUGUAAUUGCACCAGAUUCAGUUGUUGAAGCACCAAAAAAAGCUGAGACUGAGCCAGUGUUCAUCAGACUCCGAAACCCCAAAACAGAUGAGGCUUCCCUGUACCUCUUGAGUAACAACACUCAGCAGCUGUAUGAAGUGAAAGCUUUUAAGGAGGAAUAUCACUCUUGGUUUAUUGGUCAAACUGUACAACAUGAUGGAAGACUUUUGUUCAUAACACCAAUGGAUCCUCUAUUUCUUGUUCUGCCUUAUUUCUUGAAAGCUGGAAAAGAGGUACAUUUUACAGAGGGCAAGUUCCAGCCAGUGGACCAGGUAGUGGUGGAUGAGGACUUUCCCUGUUGCAGCAGAUUACUCAAGUGUCCCAAAACCCUUCAGGCACUCUGUCAUAUCACAGAGGAGAAAGAAAUUGGAGGUCAGAAGUUUAACAGAUACAGCAAAGAAAAGACUCUGGAAUGGUUAAAGAAAAAGGUUGAUAGGACAGUGAAAGCCCUGAAAAGCAGCAAUACUUGUGUUGGUGGAGCAGUGAAGUCCUCUACAUUUAUUAGAACCAAACACAAUUCAGAAGAAAAAGAAGAGGAUUACAUCCGUUAUGCUCAUGGCUUAAUAUCUGAGUAUAUUGCUGAAGACCUCAGCCUAGACCUUCACAAGUAUUUAGAGCUACCUGAGAUUUCAAGUCCAACAGAGGCAGAACCACCAUCAAAGAAAAGGAAAUUGUCGGAUAAGCCUGUGGAAGCAGGAGAGGACUAUACGAAAUUUAACAGCGGGGAUCUCAAAAAGCCUGCCAAAAAGAUGACUGCAGCACAGAAAGCUCUGGCUAAAGUGGACAAGACUGGCAUGAAAAGCCUCUCUGCAUUCUUCAGUCCCAAAGUGAAAACUGAAAAAAAAUAAUUGCAGCCUGUAUUUUAAGUUGAAUAAAGUAUUUUUUUUGUUGUGUUGUGUCCUGUUUGCAUUUUAGUAAAAUGUUUGAUAUGUGGGUCUCUUUAACAACUUGACUAAGUCUAUUUUUGGAAGGUACCACCUCCUGUACUAUAGUAAUCAAUCAAUCAAUCUUUAUUUUAUAUAGCGCCUGUGGACCACCAUCACAAAGCGCUUUA